AUGGCCGACGGCAACCACGAGCCAUCGCACAGCUCUGAGGCUCUCCUCUCAGACCUCAACGAAACCGCCGACCACGUGGCCUCCACGCCACAAACAUGUGGUCCUAGCCCGGCCGUUAAAGCGGCCAGCCUGCGACUGACCAGGGCCCGCCUCCGACUGGCUCGCAAAGGCUCCUACCCUAAGGAGAAACCGGAGGAGACACCUACGUCCAGGCCACAGACUCGACCACAUCCACGGCGCCAGCAACCGCCCAAGAAGCCGGCUGCGACACAAAGGAACCGAGGAGGCCGAGCGGCGGCCAUUACCAAGCCGGCCGCCAUUUCUACGGCCACGCAAACGGACGAGUUUCUCUCGCAGCCACCGCCCAGAAACGAGGAAUCCAGUGAGGCCAGUUCCUCCUCCCCCACGACGUCUUCGUCCUCCUCCUCCUCCUGGGAGCACGAGACACCCGCCACAUCACCGAGCUCCGAAAGCGGAAGUGUCGUGAGCUUGGAACAGCCAGAGCAGGGAACGUCGUCUGCUGCAGCCGCCGGCACCAACCCAGCCUGCGAUCCAUCUGUGCAGCCGCAAACUGGUUUCUUCUCCCAACCAGUCCUCCCCAGUCCUGACGUCACUGGAGAGAGUGGCGCAUAUGCCGCAACCCCUUCCCGAGGCGAGCCUGGGUCAACUCCUUGUCUCCCCCCGUCCUCCCCUCAGGCCAACCACCCCCUCUCUCUCCCGGCGGGUCCCCCAAAGGAACUGAGCCGGACAUAA
This is a messenger RNA of Rhipicephalus microplus (southern cattle tick), 753 nucleotides long. RefSeq names its product putative protein TPRXL. The record is from RefSeq and is a predicted model, not a curated record. Lineage: Eukaryota; Metazoa; Arthropoda; Arachnida; Ixodida; Ixodidae.